This is a messenger RNA of Penicillium waksmanii, 1437 nucleotides long. Its product is annotated as Zn(II)2Cys6 transcription factor domain-containing protein. Gene Ontology annotation, molecular function: DNA-binding transcription factor activity, RNA polymerase II-specific; zinc ion binding; sequence-specific DNA binding. The coding region runs from base 1 to 1437 and encodes 478 amino acids. Gene Ontology annotation, cellular component: nucleus. NCBI's taxonomy places the organism in Eukaryota, Fungi, Ascomycota, Eurotiomycetes, Eurotiales, Aspergillaceae. Gene Ontology annotation, biological process: positive regulation of transcription by RNA polymerase II. The transcript has 3 exons. The record is from RefSeq and is a predicted model, not a curated record.
AUGAGCUUACCAAAACCUUCACGAUCCAACACAGGACAACUGCCGAAAAGCGUCAAGGUUCGAUCAACAUGUAAUGCUUGUCAGCAGGCCAAAAUUCGGUGCAGCCAUGAGAAGCCCUCUUGUCGCCGUUGUCAGAAGCACAAGAUUGACUGCAUAUACAGCGUUUCGCGGCGACUGGGCCGGCCCGCGAAGAAGAAGGAACGCAUGGUCAUGGAUGAGAUGAAUGGUAGCCCGACGCAAGUCAUCCUCGAACAGGACCGUGAAAAAAAAGCCCGAAAGCCCGCGAAGAAAAAGAUUCGUUCUCAGCAGCCGAUCACUUCAACACGUUCUCGUGUUGGUAGACCGCCAGAGAACGGCCCAACAGACGCACAGACCCUAGCAAAGAGCAGUGUAGAGGAAUAUUCGGGUUUCGAACUGGAUAUUACGUCUGAGGGCUGGCUCCAAGAGUUGAUGGCCACCCGAGUAAACGGAAAUGCGAACAACAACACUCUUACGGAUUAUAGAUAUGACGAUUUUGACCUUGAGGAAUUCGAUUCCAUUUCAGAAUGUCUCAUGCAUUCAGAGCCUCUUGUCUUUGGUGGAUCGGCAGAUGGUCAACUCUCAAUAUCGACGGGCUUCCAAUUCACCUCACCUCCUAUGCAAUUCGAAAACGAACUUGAUGUGUUCCAAAGUACACCUUCUACGGAGCGCAUCGACGCCCUGACUCUAGGAAACAUAGCCUCAAUACAGUGGCCCUAUGACUCUACCCCCCAGAAUGAAUCCGAUACCUUUCUCAGACCCCUGUCUCCAGGCUUCAAUAACAACGAUGUAUAUUCACCCCAGGACACCGAUUUUCCUGUUCUACUGGAAGCAGCGACAAACUUCAAUUGCGGUUGCUACAAGCAGGUAAUCAGCGAACUGGUCAGGUUCGAACUUAAGACCGGACCAAACGGGGUUUCCAGCAUUGAUAGCAUUCUCGCAUGCCAAAAGGAACUAUUAUUGCAAACCGAGUCAAUUUUGCAAUGUAAUCUGUGCUCCCAGUCCGAGGCCCAGGCUAAUGCACUCAUGGUGAUUAUCGUGAUUAUUGACAGUCUUCUCACGACGCUCGAUGCAUCUGCUACCUCUGGCAAACCCGUUAUUUUGGAGGCUGUCCCGGAAUCUAAUGCACAGGUGGGUCGCAGACAGCAGAAGGAUGGCGGAAAUUGUCUCAAAUCGCAUAUCGAUACGUGUCCAUUGCUAGUGGGUGGAUUCCAGGUGCCUGUGGAAGAGAAGUCAUGUUUCAUUCGGCAGGUGUUACAAGCGAGGCUUUCUAUGCUUUUGCUAACGGUGAGACGAAUUCGGAUGUGCAUGCAGCAGCAACUUGCGGCGGCAUUUUCGCGGGGUCGUCUUUUGAUGAUUAUGGAGACGGAUAGGAGACUGCAGUUGAUUAUGAUGAAGAUAAAGAUGGCCGUUGGAUGA